Messenger RNA from Physcomitrium patens, 1302 nucleotides. NCBI's taxonomy places the organism in Eukaryota, Viridiplantae, Streptophyta, Bryopsida, Funariales, Funariaceae. The record is from RefSeq and is a predicted model, not a curated record.
AUGGGACAUUUGGCUGCAGAGGCAUUACUCGCGACGGUGACCGAAACGCCAGGAGAUUACAGUGAAGAAUUUGUGAAGGAGCUCAAAACCUUUUACGCGGAGCUCAAAGAUUUCUUCAACGCUGAAAGCUUGACGGAACAGCUGGAAGGAUUGCGCCCAUUUAUUGACGAGGACACCCAGGCAAUUAUUGAUCAUUUUCUUUGGAAAAAGGACAGUUUGGAGAAGGCAAGUGGUGCAAAUAUCAUAAAGACGUUUUUAGAUACGAUGCAUGCAUUGACCAACUUACUUGCGACAAUUGUCAAGGCGCUUGACAGCGGUAUUCGAAAUGAAGAUUCUAACGAAUCCGAAAGUGCAGGAGGAGCUGAAUGGCUUGUAGAAGAAGUUGGGAAUGGAAAAGUAGAGCAAUGGACACCCUCAUUGACAGGCCUCGCCUUGGGUGUUCAGCAGCUGGGUUUGUCAGGUAUGCACAACGCAGAAUGUCUUGCGAUUAAAAGCGAGCUACUUGCGUGGUCAUCGCCAACGGUUAUCUCCACAUUUGAGACCAAAGACACGAAGACAUGGGCACUUAGAUUGAAGGCACCCAUAGGGCGUGCACGUCGAUUCGCUGAGACCUACACUGGCACAGUGUUACAAGUCUACCCCGGCUAUGUGGGCAGACUGGGCAAGGCUUUUCGCAUUUCAGGAAACACCGUAAGAAAUUAUGCAGAAGCUGAGGUACGAGCAAGUGUGAUGUUUCAAGUUGAAAAGUUAUUUUUACGACUUCUCAAGGCUAUUCGAAUAACUGUUGGAGAGGAUGGUUUUGAUGUCAUUAUGACAGGAAGAGCUGUAGGUCGGCUCAUUGAAGUAGAUAAAAUUGUUCCAGGUUCUUUGCCAUCUUCCGACAGUGGUCCUGUCAUCCUGCUGGUUAAGAAGGCCUUUGGCGGGGAAGAGAUCAAGGCCGCAGGCUUGAAUUUGAUGGGGGCAGUCAUACAACACCACCUCCUUCACUUGUCAUCAAUGUCCGAAGCCCAGUUGGGGCGAGGUAAGGUUAUUCCAUUUGGAGCAAUGGAGGACGCUCUCGAAAGCAGUGCCUCCUUGGAAAAGUUCCAUGAACUCGUUGAAAAGCUUGAGGCUACUCCUCUAGAAGGUGCAGAGUUGGACAAUGUGUGCAAUGAUUUGCGAUCUCUGGUUGCUAAGCAGAAGAUUUCGGAGGCAGUUCUGGAAGGACUCGCCUCAGGAGGGUUUCUCAAAUCUGCCAGGCUUAUCGUGCGAUCAAGUACAAAUGUUGGAGAUCUAGCAGGAAUGUCGGGAUCGGGUUUGUAG